AAGAAAUAUAUACGGCUAUAUAUAUAUCCAUACUAUAACCACAAAUUGUGUGUCCAUAAUGUAAUAUCAUUCAUCAUUAAUAAACACACGAUACAUUAUGUUGUUACUUAUAGGCUUAUUGCUAAGUCUCUCAACACUCCAGAGUCAAAAAUGUUGUUUAUCUAGUAAAUAAUAAAAGCUGCUUACGACAUUGAUAAAAUACAGGCAUAAUUAAUCUACUACUUCAGCUAUAUGGAUAUAUCUAUGUGUGGUUUUAUGACAAGAAGCACAAUAUUACUACUUAAUUACUUGACUGUUAAUUAAGUUUAUAGUAGCAUACGACAAUAUGCACAUGAUCAAGCCGCCGGAGCAACGUCACAAUCGUCGUCGUCAUCGUCUCCUCCGUUCUCUUGGCCACCAUUUUUCUUUUGGUUUCGUUGCCCUUUGUGAAAAGCUAAGAGAGUGCAGUGACCUGGCCACGGUUAUGACCACAAGUUUGGACAACGUGGCACGUCAUGGCCCGCACGUGAGCCAACCUCAUGGAAGCUAUUCGCAGCUAACGUUUUACACGUGGUGGGAACAGUUCAUGCACACUCUCACGUUGCCUCGCCAUGCGCCUUCUUGCUCUCUGUCUAUACAUCAUAAAACCCUAAAGCUCGUGUCUUAG
Molecule: messenger RNA, 646 nt
Organism: Camelina sativa (false flax)
Lineage: Eukaryota; Viridiplantae; Streptophyta; Magnoliopsida; Brassicales; Brassicaceae
Source: RefSeq, a predicted model, not a curated record